CAGGCUUCCAAAAACCGCCGAGUACGGUUUGUUUACUUUUUAUUUUGCGUUAUUUUCUCUCAACUCAUCCAGCGUGUGCGUGUGUGCAUUCGUAAAACCGCGAUCGCACAGUUUGACGCCCGACCGCCAUCGCUCUCGCGCUGAUUUUACAUGCUCACCGUCUUGCUGUCUCUCUCACACACUCUCUCGGCAAUAGGGUGCGCGCAAAAGGGGUUGGUGUUUCGCGCGUUGUUUGCCGCGCUGUGGUAUUACAACGCUACAGGCAGCUCCGUGGUGCAGCUUGAUCCAGACGCACACGGUACAGAGGUUCGUUACUAUGGCUUCCAUAUCCGGCAUACUACGAUAAAGUAAACCGAGAGCGGGUCAGAAACACCGAAAGCCGUGCGUGGUUAGUGUUUUUUUGAAAAUGUCACUUCUUCUCCAAGCAACCCGUCGAAGAACCAGUUUAGUUUAGGGUUGCCUCCCGUCCAAGUUCGUCGCCAGUUAUCCAUCCAUAUCCGUGUGGUUUGCAACAUGAUUCAUACGAACGUGCCCGCGUACGAUGUUGUGUUAUGAUGAGAUCAUAACUUACUCGCCGAAGCAUACGCAAUGAGGUAAUGCGUUAUUUCUAAGUCGCACCGGAAUGCAUACAUAGCUUAAAUCCGAACCAACUCAAGGACGGGCGAGUUUUAAUUUAUUCAUGGUUGUGCAGCUGUGUUUAUGGUCGAUUCGGCAGGCUGUGCUGGGUGUGUAGUGCCACAAGGGAGAAAGAAAAGAAAACAAGAAAUCCAAUCGUCGCUCGGUGGUUGUGUGGUGCGCUUCGUUCGCACUAAAUCAACGUUGGUGGAGUGAAAAUCGCACAGAACGUGACCGGAACCAUGACGAUUCUGUGCUCCCAUCAUCGUAUCGUGGAAAAGGAACCGUCCAAAGUAAAUCCACGCUGGAAGUCCUGUACCGUGUUUUCGUUGCUGAUGAUUGUGUCAUCGUGCCUGGUGGUUAGUUUCAGUUUGCACGGUCUAAUUGCAGACUACAAACACCAUUGUUUGCUAAAAGCAAACCUACAUUUUGUGCCGAUAGCAGUCGAGAACGGCUCCGAUACCGGAACGAACCAAACGACUGUUCAAUAUGGCAUUGAUGAAUAUUGGAGCAAUUGGAACAGUGGGUUGUACUGUGAGACCCUCAAAAACAUGCCACUCUUCCAAGGAAUCUGUUGUACGAUAUGGUUAGCUCUUUUCCUAGUGCACGGCCCAGGAGGAAUUCUUCCACAACCGUGGCGGAUAGUGUUUCCGUCAUUGAUAUUUUUCCUAGGCUGCACGGUAGUGUCCCUGCUAACGGCGAGUUUCAUCACCCAGGGCCUGAGGCAUCUUUGUGCCGAGUUUCAGAAGGUGGACUCAGUUCAGGGUAUGAGCUGCGCCCGGUUGAUACUUUACUUUUCAUUAGUCCAGGACACCGCGGCGCUCGUGCAGGUGGAUAAGAACUUUUUCCUAACGCUGGCAUUUUCCUGGAUCUGGGUCGGUGCUACUUGUGUUGGUUUCUUGGCAUCUUACCCCACCAGCACCAGCACGAUGACGUACAAUCUGGAUGAACUGAAAAAGCGCUCCGUCGUGGCGAGCACCUCUCACAACAUAAGCAACAAUCUGAAGCCCGCGCCCAAACAUGAGAAGGUACCGGAAUCGGGGAAAACGAUCACCGAAAUCACGCGCACCCACCGGACGGCGUACAUCAUCUUCGUGUCGCUGCUGCUGGAUCUGCUGGCGUUCACGAUGAUACUGCCGCUGCUUCCGUCCCUGCUCGAGUACUAUCGCAAGAAUGACAACCAGCUGUACGGUUACCUGGCCAACAGUAUUAAGCAAUUUCAGCUGUGGAUCGGUGCGCCGGAACGCUUCACCAGCGUCCUGUUCGGGGGAGCGCUCGGCUCGAUGUUUAGCUUUCUGCAGUUCCUGAGCAGUCCCAUCGUCGGUGCGCUGUCCGACUACUACGGGCGCAAACCACUGAUGCUGCUGUGCGCGACCGGCAUUGCCGCUUCGUACGGCAUUUGGGCGUACUCGGAAUCGUUCCUGCUGUUCGUGAUAGCACGGUUCGUCGGUGGCAUCAGCAAGGGCAACGUUUCGCUCUGUAUGGCCGUAAUAACGGACGUGUCGAACCAGCAGAACCGCGGCAAGGCGAUGGCCCUGGUGGGGAUUGCCUUUUCGCUCGGCUUCAUAGCGGGUCCCAUGAUCGGGGCGACGUUUUCCCGCUUCUCGGACAAAACCGGCACGCUGUGGUUCUUCGCACCGGCCAUGUUUGCGAUGCUGCUGGCCGUCGCCGACAUACUGUUUCUGGUGCUCUGCCUGAAGGAAACGCUGCCGAAGGAAAAGCGAUCCACGCGCAUCAUCAACUCGCUGUCGCAUGCGAUCGAUCACAUCAGUAUUAGAGCGUUGUUUCGCUUUUCCGCGGUGGAAAAUCUGUCCCAGAAGGAUGUGCGCUCGCUCAGGCGGCUGGGUGUGACGUACUUUCUUUACCUGUUCCUGUACUCCGGGCUCGAGUUUACGGUGACGUUCUUGAUGUACCACAAGUUCGGCUACACCUCGAUCGAUCAGGCGAAAAUGUUCCUUACCACAGGUGUACUGAUGGCGCUACUGCAAGGUUCCGUUGUACGCCGCCUUCCCGACCGACUGGUAAAGACUUCCGCCGUAUUUGGCCUGUAUUUAAUCAUUCCCGCCUUCAUCAUCGUCGGUUUGGCCGAGUCGUCUCCAGUGCUCUACCUGGGCAUGAUACUAUUCGCCAUCUCCACCGCGUUUGUAGUCACUUGCAUGACCACAAUCACCUCCAAGUACGGUGACUUCCAUCAGAAGGGAACUGUGCUGGGAGUGUUCCGAUCGCUGGGAGCUCUCGCCCGGGCUGUCGGCCCUAUCGUGGCCUCGAUGGCGUUCUGGAGCGUCGGUGCUCGGUUUACUUACAUCGCCGGCGGCAUACUGCUACUGUGGCCCGCACUGAUGCUGCAGUACUUAAAGCUGUGAAUGCUCCUGCUAACCCACCGCGUUGCGUCAGUUUGUGUCCUUCGUUUUUCUAUUCCGUCGUUUUUUGUAUUGUUAUAGUGUAUACAUUGUAUUUAUAAGGCACCAACAACCGGUAUUGAUAUUUUUUACAGUAUUCUGUAAACUCCUUUUUACCAACCUGUGGCUACAAUUGGCCGCAUUUGGGGUUUCGAAUCUCCGAUGUAUUCGACUAGAAGAGUAAUGUUCUGUGAAAGGAUUUAGCAAACAAAAAUUGCAUCUAAAAAACGUAGAGCAAAGCGCGUUGUGAAGUAGGUGCAAUAAAGUGGAAGUGAAGAAAGGAAGAAAGGAAGAAACAAUCUUCAACACCAGUUGAGUUUGCGAUGGAGAGUAGCAAUAUAACCAGUAUAGUGAAAUAGUUUAAGCAAUGCAGUGAAACAAUCAAACAACACGCGACAACACAUAAAAAGAACACUUUUCACUUACAACAA
Messenger RNA from Anopheles coluzzii, 3445 nucleotides. RefSeq names its product major facilitator superfamily domain-containing protein 10 (gene rtet). The transcript has 9 exons. Gene Ontology annotation, biological process: transmembrane transport. NCBI's taxonomy places the organism in Eukaryota, Metazoa, Arthropoda, Insecta, Diptera, Culicidae. The record is from RefSeq and is a predicted model, not a curated record. Bases 858 to 2978 code for a protein of 706 amino acids. Gene Ontology annotation, molecular function: transmembrane transporter activity. Gene Ontology annotation, cellular component: brush border membrane.